This is a messenger RNA of Ustilaginoidea virens, 441 nucleotides long. RefSeq lists its product as uncharacterized. The transcript is spliced from 4 exons. Gene Ontology annotation, molecular function: Arp2/3 complex binding; actin binding. Gene Ontology annotation, cellular component: actin cortical patch. The record is from RefSeq and is a predicted model, not a curated record. The coding region runs from base 1 to 441 and encodes 146 amino acids. Lineage: Eukaryota; Fungi; Ascomycota; Sordariomycetes; Hypocreales; Clavicipitaceae. Gene Ontology annotation, biological process: actin filament debranching; negative regulation of Arp2/3 complex-mediated actin nucleation.
AUGGCUUCCGAGUCGAGAUUGUACACAUUAUCCGACGAGACGAGACAUCAGCUGCGCAAGUUCCGUCUGACUACUUCCAGAGCCAAAGACCCUCAGGCCGUCAUUUACAUGAUUGAUAAGAACACCCAUGAGAUUCGGCAGGCUCUAGACGACUAUGACGAAGCGAGAGUCUACAAAUCCCUUGACCAAGUUGCUGGGGAUUUGCCGGACCACGCGCCGCGAUUUGUCCUCUUGAGCUACCCUCUGACAACGUCUGACGGUCGGCUGUCGGUUCCAUAUGUGCUGCUGUACUAUCUCCCGAUAACAUGUAAUGCUGAGACGAGGAUGCUGUAUGCUGGCGCCAAGGAACUGAUGCGGUCCACGGCCGAAGCUGGGAGCGUGAUCGAUAUCGAGUCUGCAGAGGACCUGGAUGAUGUCCCUGAGAAAUUGCGCAACAAAUGA